Molecule: messenger RNA, 1669 nt
Organism: Ectocarpus sp. CCAP 1310/34
Lineage: Eukaryota; Phaeophyceae; Ectocarpales; Ectocarpaceae
Source: the annotation of a GenBank genome assembly
UAGAGCAGUUCUGGGACGUCAUUGAUUCGAAGUCGGGAGAAAUUCUCCUGCGGCCGAAAGCCAUGGACGCCGUUAACCUCCUGCGCAGGCACAUCGAAGCUGACUGCUUGAUUGAGCGAUCCCAACGAUGUAGCGCUGUACCACACGAAGGGCAAGACCACAGGGGGGAUCACCUCGCGUCGCUGUGUCCGCGGAACCAAUAGCACCGAGGGUUACCAUCGUUACCUCCGCAGGUUGCUAUCGACGUAUUGCGCGUCUCCCGCGCUGGCCCACUCUAUCCUCCUUGAGUUCAACCAUCGCUGGAAUAUCAAGAUGGCUGUGAAGAACCGCAACCUGCCGAAGGAGAUCGGCGGAUGCUUCGAUCAGUUCGACAUCGAGAUCAUUCAACGCGAGACGACGUCCUGGGACCUGGACAGCCCGGUAUUUUCUGAACGGGUUUCGGCACUUGACGUGGCAGACACUGGCGAGAGGAGUGGGCUCGCGCAGAGCAUGUGGGGGGGGGGCUGAUGCUGGUGAUUUGUGGGUUGAUGCUCUUGGCGAGCAAGAAAUGGUCCAGAAUGCUGUGCCUCUUCCUAAGCUCACGCAUUCCGCGAACGAGUACAUGCACGCAUGAUGAACGUCGGAAUGCCUGAAAUGCCCGUGCACAAUGGAGUAGAGAGGCGGAAAUUUGCCAGCGAACUCAGUGCUUAUUUGUAUACACCGGGCCAGCAGAUGGGUAGACUCCAGCAAUACCAGGGCGUCAACUUCGCCGGAUGGGCACAGAAGUGGAACGAGCACUGUGGCAAGAUUGAGUCUGACCGGGCGGAGUGGGAAGCAGUGUAUCGUAAAACCGCAGGCUUACUACGAGCUUUACAGACAACGCGCGAAUGCUAAGAACACUAUGUUUCCAAUUCGCCAAGCAAAUGCGGAGUUGCGAAGUACUUUGCAGGAGCCUGCGGGAGGCGAGGAGUUUGCUGGUUUGCUGGUAUGGUCGGUCGCGUAGUGCCUCCGGCUGUUCCACGCAGCCGUUCUGGGGCAGGAGUUAGGGCUUGGUACGGGGGUGGCGCAGCGGCUGGUGUAGUGGGUGGCGCAGCUGCUGAUGUAGGGGGUGGACAGAUGGUCGAUGUUGUGGGCGGCGGACAUGCGGAGUUUAGCCCAGAACCAGAGUCGACAAAGGCCAAGGGCCCACUUCGAGCCCCUCAGCAGUGUUUUACGUGCGGCCACCGCAGACAGCAAGGCGGAUGUAAGGUGGCGCACCCUUCCCCGCGAGAGAGGGGAGAGAGCCGCGCUUGCAAUGUACCAGUUGAGGAGUACCGGCCUGACGCACACAGGACAGGAAGAAUGAGUCCGGAGGGGAGAGAGGGUGGUCUAGGUGUGAUUGUGCCACGUGCACUUCAACUGCAUAGAUAGCCAACGUCCGGGGUAGGUAGCAUUUUGUUUUUUGUUUCGUAUCGUCGUAAAAAAUCGUAAUGGUAAAGUCAGGUCUAGACUUUUUCGCUUUUUUCCCAGCAAGCACCAAGUAGCCUGUUGUGAGCUAAUCGUGUGUUGAGAGGUGUUGCCCCUUUCUUCGAAACAUUUUGUUGUAGUAACAUCGUACGAAUAAUGUGGCGUUGUGAAAUGUGAUAAAAUAACUCGGUAUCGUGAGCAAUGCUGCGGAAAUGAAACUUGUCGUGAAGGAAAGAAACGCAAU